GAAUAACUCCUGCUGAAGCGACUGAUCUCAACACUGUUAUGAAGAUGGUGUUUAUUAAAGAGGAGAGUGAAGAUGUGAAGAUUGAAGAAACAUUCAGAGUCAAACAGGAAGAUCUGCAGGAACAAACAGACCUAAUUGAAGAGAAUGAGGGGAGUAAAGAGGAGGAACAUCAUGUCAAAAUUGAGGAAAAAACUAAUUUACAGACUGAUAGUAUUUUGAAAAGGAGAGACAAGAAUCGUUUCACCUGCACUCAGUGUGGAAGGAGUUUUGGAAGAAAAGACCAUCUUAAGAUUCACAUGAUGAUCCACACUGGAGAGAAACCAUUCACAUGCACUCUGUGUGGAAAAAGUUUCAGCCAAUUAUCAUCCCUUAAUCAACACAUGAUGGGCCACACAGGAGCGAAACCAUUCACUUGCACUCAGUGUGGGAGAAGUUUCAACCAAUCAUCAGACCUUAAUAAACACUUGAAGACCCACACUGGAGAGAAACCAUUCACUUGCACUCAGUGUGGGAGGGGUUUCAGCCAAUCAUCAUCCCUUAAUCAACACAUGAGGAUCCACACUGGAGAGAAACCAUUCACUUGCACUCAGUGUGGGAGGAGUUUCAGCCAAUCAUCAUCCCUUAAUCAACACAUAAGGAUCCACACUGGAGAGAAACCAUUCACAUGCACUCAGUGUGGGAAGAGUUUCAACCGAUCAGCAAACCUUAAUAAACACAAAAAGAUCCACACUGGUGUGAAUAUAUGAGCUCCAAAAUUGAAACUGCACCAGACAACUCACACUGGAGAGACAGUACACUGUGACAAGAGGUUUAUUCAGUUAACACAUCUGAAAACACAAAAAAGGAUCUAUACUGGAGAGAAACCGUACAGAUCUGAUCAGUGUCUACAGAGUUUCGCUCAUUCGGCGCAGCUUAAGAAACACAUGGACAAAAAGUUGCACACAUGACAUGAAUGCAGCAAAACACUUUCUCAUGUUCACAGGAUGUUUCAUGUCUGAAUAAUGUUAGAAAAGGCUGAGUGACGGUAUACUGUUUUCCAGCAGUCCUACACUGCAGUAGGUGGGGUUGUAAAUUUGUUGCGCUCCUUGCGUUUACCAUAAACACAAUGAUGGCGGCUGAGAGAACAGUUUCAAAAACAUCUGGCAAACAGCACCACAGUGCAGAUACAUCUGUACUCUACUCUCCAGUGUAUUCAUGUAGCUGGUGUUGUUCUGACUCCUAGAAUGAGAAACAAAUCACUGGGAAGACACCGCAUUAUCAAAGAAGGUGGAGCUCCAGGAUGGUUAGUUUGCAGUAUACCAGGGCCUCAAGUUUAGAAAGCCCAUUUAAUUGCCCUGUGUUGCAGCUUUUAUUAGUAAAGUUUCUUUACUUUUAGGUUCAAGAUUCUUUCUA
Danio aesculapii is the source of this 1392-nucleotide messenger RNA. RefSeq names its product gastrula zinc finger protein XlCGF49.1-like. NCBI's taxonomy places the organism in Eukaryota, Metazoa, Chordata, Actinopteri, Cypriniformes, Danionidae. The coding region runs from base 39 to 746 and encodes 235 amino acids. Gene Ontology annotation, biological process: regulation of transcription by RNA polymerase II. Gene Ontology annotation, molecular function: RNA polymerase II cis-regulatory region sequence-specific DNA binding; DNA-binding transcription factor activity, RNA polymerase II-specific. The transcript has 2 exons. The record is from RefSeq and is a predicted model, not a curated record.